GACGGCGGCGGGAACCGGCGGCGCUGCGGGUCAGCGGUCGCGGCGGACCCGGCGGGCUCGGCAGCCUGGGGCGCCCGGUCUUGCUGAGCCGCGGUCCCCGGUGCGGGCAGCAGCCAGCAGAGUCGCGCGAGAAGCAAAUGAAGAUAAAAUGAUGUCUGCCAACCUAAAGUACUUUUCUUUGGGAAUUUUGGUCUUUCAGACUACCAGUUUGGUACUAACAAUGCGUUAUUCUAGGACUCUAAAAGAGGAGGGACCUCGUUAUCUAUCUUCUACUGCAGUGGUUCUUGCUGAGCUUUUGAAGAUAACUGCCUGCCUUUUGUUAGUCUACAAGGAUGGUAAAUGUAGUCUAAGAGCACUGAAUCGAGUACUACAUGAUGAAAUUCUUAAUAAGCCUAUGGAAACACUUAAGCUUGCUAUUCCAUCAGGGAUAUAUACUCUUCAGAAUAAUUUACUCUAUGUGGCAUUGUCAAAUCUAGAUGCAGCUACCUAUCAGGUCACAUAUCAAUUGAAAAUUCUUACAACGGCAUUGUUUUCUGUGUCUAUGCUUAGUAAAAAGUUAGGUGUGUACCAGUGGCUGUCCCUAGUAAUUUUGAUGACAGGAGUUGCUUGUGUGCAGUGGCCCUCAGAAUCCCAAGAGCUUGAGUCUAAAGAACUCUCUGCUGGUUCUCAAUUUGUGGGCCUCAUGGCAGUUCUCACAGCCUGUUUUUCAAGUGGCUUUGCUGGAGUUUAUUUUGAGAAAAUCUUAAAAGAAACAAAACAAUCAGUAUGGAUAAGAAAUAUUCAGCUGGGUUUCUUUGGGAGUAUAUUUGGAUUGAUGGGUGUAUAUGUGUAUGACGGAGAAUUGGUAUCAAAGAAUGGAUUUUUUCAGGGAUAUAACCAGCUGACCUGGAUAGUUGUUGUUCUUCAGGCACUUGGAGGCCUUGUUGUAGCAGCUGUGAUUAAGUAUGCGGAUAAUAUUUUAAAAGGAUUUGCAACCUCUUUGUCCAUAAUAUUAUCAACACUGAUAUCUUAUUUUUGGCUACAGGAUUUUGUGCCAACCAGUGUCUUUUUCCUUGGAGCCAUCCUUGUAAUAACAGCUACUUUUUUAUACGGUUACGAUCCCAAGCCUUCAGGAAAUCCUACUAAGGCAUAGUCAUGUACUGUCUUUUACUGGUUUUUGUGAUGGUGCACUAGGAAUCUCAACAUGAAUCUUCCAUGAAGAACAUCUGCAGAUUUUCUGAAGAUACUACCAUCCUGAAUCUGAUCAUAGUGUUCAAAGGUCUGAAAACUAUACAUGCUUAAGCAUAAAGCAUGUACUGCAUAUGUAACAAAACACAUUACAUCUAGGAUUCAAAACUUGAAAGUAUUUCCAGGAAUUAAAAUUAGAAGAAAUAUUGGAGGAAACUUGAAAUCUGAGUUUAAAAAGAAUCUACCUUUCUGAUUGCUGCAGAAAUGUCCUAUGCAUUCUUUGUAAGAGCACACAAAUGUCAGAUACAAAUUUUUGCAAAUUAGAUGUAUUUACUCUUAUUAAAUGUUUUUAUCUUACUUUCUGUAAAAAUAUAUCAUCACAUGGGAUAUUAAAAAUUUGAAAAUCAUAAUUACCUAUAAAACUGUGAAAACAACUAUGGUUUGAAAAACAUUUUCACAUAUCUGAGAUUUUUAUAUUUAUACAAAAGAUUAUUCAGUUUAGGAUUGUUAAAUAUUGUUUGUUUAAUUAUGUAAAAUUUGAUAAAAUAAUAUUCUGGGUCUUGUUUGUCAGAAUAAAAUUCAUAUUUAAAUUUAGUAGAGCGACAUUGGUUUCUCAACAUAUAUCCAAAGACCUUUUAGUACUUUGCAACAGCUAAAAAUAAUCCAGUUGUUCCUUGCUCUAUAGUGGCCGAAGACUUUACAGUAAUGGAAUUUUACCCUUAAUUUCUUACUUAAUUGCAUUUCUUAUCUAUAAUGAGAUAAAACCCUAAUACUACGUUAAGUUUGUAUGUGUUAAUUGCCAUUAAAGUUUUAAAAUUAAUCGAAUUGGGUUAAAUACUCAUGUAUUAAUUUAAAAUAGUCGCUAUUAUCUAGUAUCUCCAUUUGGAAAUACUGAGCAUAUACCAUAUACAACGAGAAAAUUUAUAAACAAAUAUUUUGCUCAUUGAGCUAUAGAAAUUUCUUUUACUCUACAACUAUUUAAAAAAGCCAACUGGGCUGGGGAUUUAGCUCAGCAGCAUAAGCGCCUGCCUUGCAAGCAGGCAGUCGUGAGUUCGAUCCCCGGUACUGAUAAAAACGAAAAAGACAAAAAGCAAAAAACAAAAAUAACAACAACAAAAAACAACUAAACAAAUAGUAGUACUGCUAAGUGUGGAUCAAGAAUAGUCAAGUGUGGUAGUGCAUGCACUUGGGAGUUGAGGCAGGAAGAUUGCUGCAAGUUUGCAGCCAGCCUGGGUUGCAUAGUGAGUUUAAGGACUAAGGACUACACCUCAAGACCUUUUCUCAAAAAAAAAAAAAAAAAAAAGAGGGGACCAAGACCAAAAUUGACUUUUCUUGUUAACAUUCCUUAUUGACAUAUUACAUUGCUAAAUAGCAAUAUGAAAUUUAAAAACUUUUUAAGUCUGGUCAAAAGAACUUUUAGAUCUCUCAUAAGCCUGUUGUCCUCAGUAAUAUGGGGCCCUUGUGAUUGGGAAAGGCAGCUGAAUUCUGGAUUCCCUAUAUUGCCAUAAAGCUGCUGAAAGGGAACCACCAUUUUACUUUAAAAUAGUGGAUUUUUUCUCCUUUUUUAACACUGGAAUUGAGAAUACAAAUCACAUGAAUUAUUUAAUAAGUUGGUUCAAAGGAGAGGGAAUAUAUUAGAAAUAGUAAGAUGAAUUAGUGGGCAAAUGUGCUUUCUAUAAUUGGGAUAUAGGUUUAAUUUAAUUAUGAACUAUAUACAGAAUCACCUAUUGAGUAUAAGAAGUAUUUUAUUUUUUCAUUUAUAUUGUAUAUAUUUUUUAAGACUUCUAAUAAAAAGACUAAAAAUAAAUAUUUUUAUAUAGUUCUAAUGGAUUUUGUUAAGUAGAAUUUGACUCAAAAACACUGCUGUUGGGGGCUAGGAGUAUGGCUCAGUGGCACAGCUUCUGCUUGGCAAGUGCAAAGUCUGAAGUUCAAUUCUUGGUAGCACACACACACAGACACAAAUACUGUCACCACAAGCUGUUGGGAACUCUUGGCUAAUUUGGACUGUGCAUUACCUUGAUAAUGCAAACAUAGCCUACAGAUUAUAGGUCUGAUAAACUUCAUCCAGGGUUUUAAACUGCUGAAGAUUACAAGUUAUUUAAAAUCAAUUUGCUGGGGCUGGGGAUUUAGCUCAGCGGCAUAAGUGCCUGCCUUGCAAGCGCACAGUCGUGAGUCCAAUCCCUGGUACCAAAAAUAAAAAUAAAAUCAAUUUGCUGAUGAUAACAAAAGGGCACCAAGCAAAUUUUCUGGAUGCCAGAGUUGAGAUUUUCACUGACUAUGUUUUAGAAUAUUUUGUUUAAUAACUUUACCUCAUUUUGAACAUGGUAUUUUUAAGACUAUAGCAACAUUCAGGCUUACAUCCUAUUUCGUACUAAUUGAAAUUAAAUUUUAUAAGUACACAGAAUUCAAGACUAAAAAUAAAUAUAUUCAGCUCACAUUGAGCUGAAUUGGGGAAAUUAUGUAUUAAUGCCAUGUAUACUCCUUUGUUAAUUUGGUUAUAGUAUUUGCAAUUACUGAACAUUAGGUAUGUUAAAGUGAUAACAUUUUCAGGUGUCCAAUUUUCAAGAUUCCAAAUUAGGAUUAUAAAAAUAUAAUUAAGAAUUGCAAAAAUGGGCAAAAUAAUCUAAAGUUUAUUUUCAAAGCAGAUUUUCAGGGGCUGGGGGUUUAGCUCAGCGGCAUAAGCACCUGCCUUGCAAGCAGGCGGUCGUGAGUUCGAUCCCCGGUACCGAUAAAAAUGAAAAAGACAAAAAAAGAAACAAAACAAAACAGAUUUUCAUUAGGUAUAAUUUAUAUUUUACUUUUUUAGUAGGUUUGAAAUUGUUCCUGGGCUACAUAGAUUCUAAAUUUUAAUUCAUCAGGAGAUUCUCAUGUUUGAGAAGGUAAAUUCAUGUUCUUGGGUCAUACAUAUACAGAUAAUGCCAUUUUAUGUAAGUGGUUUGUGUUUUGAUGGCCUUCAAAGGUCUUAUUAUAUCAAGGUUUUGUAACAGGGACAUUUUGAUUCUUUACAUUUCCAUGCUUUUAAGACUGAAUUUGUUACCUCUUAACUACUUUGUUCAAUGAGAAGAGUGCCAGUUGAUAAAUUCUAUUAAAACUUACGAAUAUGGUAAUGUAAGGUUUGAAAUAUAGCAGAUAGAUGUUUCAAGACAUAAUAGUAUUGAUUCUUUAAUAAGUGAUUUUAGAGAAAUUGUAAGCUACUUAUAUAUGGAUUGUAUAGUUUAGAGAUGCAAAAUUUAAAUGUUUACAUCAGUUUAUUUUGAAUGUCACAAAAUUUUGUAGAAAGUAAAGGCAGUUCAAUAUUUAAACUUGAGUCUAGUAUCAGAAUUUGGAAGGAAACUCAUUGACAUUUUCAUCUGCACACUUAGUAUUAUUGUGAAUUUUUUUAUUGUGAAUGUUUUUACAUAUUGAAUUAUUGAACUUUUAAAAUGUCAUUGUACAGUUUUUUUAAAGAAAAAGUUUAGUAUCACUCAUUUAAACGUUCACUGUAAACAUUUAAUUACUGUGCUCUGUAUGCUUUAUGUAAGAAAAGGUUUAUAAAAGUUACGUACAGUAUAUUGAAAGUCAUCUUAAAAACCUCCAGGAUAUUCAAAAUAGUUGUAGGGCCAAAGAUAGAGCACUUUUAUCAAAAUCUGGUCCUAAGGGGCUGGGGAUUUAGCUCAGCGACAUAAGCGCCUGCCUUGCAAGCAGGCAGUCGUGAGUUCGAUCCCUGGUACCGAUAAAAAGGAAAACGACCAAGAAAAAAAAAAAAUCUGGUCCUAUGUGCCUUGCUUUACCAAAUACCCGACUUUUCUGGAGGACAUUUCGUAAUUCACAAUGUUAGAACACAUCAGCAAAAUUAAUUUCAAGAUUAAUUAGAGUCAGGGAUAUAGCUCGGUGGCACAGCGCCUGCCUUGCAAGUACAAGGUCCUGAGUUCAAUUGCUAGUCCCCCCCCCCAAAAAAAAUGAUUAUAAUUCUUUUGUUUUCUUUUAUGGUUUCAAAAUUUGCUGUUUAAAUCUAUUACCCAAAAAGUGAAAAGGGUAUUCUGUAAAAGCAUUAGUAAAUAGUACUCAUUUAAUUAAUUAUGGCACCUUUGUACUAUCGUUCAACUUUUUAGUUGUAUGUAAUUGUCAUUUCUUUUCUUAUGAUGUAGUUACUGUAAUUUAAAAAAUAUUUUUGAAUGAUUUAGAUCCUGAAUUUGUCUGUGUCUGUAUUGCAUUGUGUAGAAAGAUACUUUUGAAUUUGGGAAUGAGAUUUGUAUAUUUAAAUUUUUUUGUAUAUUUAAAUUUUUAUGGAUAUAAUACAAAGGAAUGUAUAAACUGGUCUUUUGAUAAGUCACUUUUUAAUUAAUAUGUUUCUCUUGUCUUGAUAUCCAUUAUCUAUUUAAUAGAUUAUUGAAAUAUAUUAUUUUUAAAAAUAAUUCUAUAUAGCUUUUUCUUACCUUUUCUUGUUUUCCUUUUUAUUUGUAUCUGUGGCUUACUCAUAUCAAAAUGAAUUGCUGGUCUUUACCUCUGUUUAAUUUUUUUCUCAUGUUUGAUUGUCCUUUUUAGUCUGUGCUCCAGCAUGAAAGACUGGGUUUUAUUUAAACUAGUUAGAAUUUAUCUAUCUGUAUGAUAGUAAUUGCCUAACCAUAUUUUAUUUUAAAUAAAAUAUUUCUCUAGUAGCUUCACAAUUAGGUACAAUAA
This is a messenger RNA of Cavia porcellus (domestic guinea pig), 5826 nucleotides long. It is a transcript of the gene Slc35a3, whose product is annotated as solute carrier family 35 member A3. NCBI's taxonomy places the organism in Eukaryota, Metazoa, Chordata, Mammalia, Rodentia, Caviidae. Gene Ontology annotation, molecular function: UDP-galactose transmembrane transporter activity. Gene Ontology annotation, biological process: pyrimidine nucleotide-sugar transmembrane transport. The record is from RefSeq and is a predicted model, not a curated record. Bases 149 to 1132 code for a protein of 327 amino acids. The transcript is spliced from 8 exons. Gene Ontology annotation, cellular component: Golgi membrane.